CUGCAGGAAUCGGAACUUGGGGCUUUUUUUUCUUGGAGGCCAGGUGCGGAGCCGCAAAGAAACAUGAAAGUAUCAGCUCCGUAAUAAGUUUGGACAACACUCUUAAAUUCAUCGACGGCCUAUAGACAAAGGGACACUGCGCCUCGAACAACACCGCUACAGGUCUUGUGGCAAUAUUCGUCUUGCGAACAGGCAUCCCGGUGACGUGUCACAUGAUUGUUAUGUGCCCAUCCCGGCUCUUCCGAGUCCUCGGUACCGCAUCCGCCUCCGCUUACAGUCCCCCCUGUCUCCCGUGCGUCCUCCCCCCUCGCUCCGUCUCGUCGCCCCAGUUCCACGACCUCUCCACCUCCGCGGCCAGACUUUUCGCUCUCCGCCUCGCCGCGCCCGCCGCCGUGGCCGGGUCCUCGAACCGCACUCGAAACGGGGAUCGCCCUCGGUCCUCGAAUCUCCCACGGUCCUCGAAUCUUCCGCGGUCGUCGAACCGCCCACGGCCCCGGAACCGGCCGCGUCUCGCGGCAGACACGCCGUCGUCCCAGUCGGUGCCGUCGUCGGCGGCGGACUCGGAGACGCGCUCGGUGGUAGUAGUGGUAGUGGUAGUAGUGAAAAUGCCGGGGUCGUCCUCGUCGCGCACCUCGAGCUGGAGGGCGCGCGCGUGCAGCUCGGCGGCGUCGCGGUAGGGCAGGUCGGCGAGGGGGGCGGGGCGCUCGGUGGCGCGCAGCCGCGCGAGGGUGCACAGGUGCGAGCCGGCGGGCGCG
Messenger RNA from Durotheca rogersii, 755 nucleotides. RefSeq lists its product as uncharacterized. The transcript has a single exon. Bases 213 to 677 code for a protein of 154 amino acids. NCBI's taxonomy places the organism in Eukaryota, Fungi, Ascomycota, Sordariomycetes, Xylariales, Xylariaceae. The record is from RefSeq and is a predicted model, not a curated record.